GCUGAGAUGAAAUCGGGGAGAUACAUAUAUUGAAAUCAAGAAAUAACUACACCCGCCUGGUCGUCGAUAAACGUUAAACCAUCACCACAGGCUGAGGUAUGGCCUCCUUGCUACCUGAUUCCAACCCAAAACGUUUGACUCACCAUCGUUCUUAUACACAUUCUCCAGGCGCCACUAUCUCUCUCGGCUCGUUGCCACAGAUUGCACAACACCGCCCUAUCUUUCGCUUCCAGAAUGACUAUUCCUCUGACAGCGAUAAUGGUCUCCUCAGCCCCCAGUCAGCUGGAAAAAAAGCAAGUCCAUUACGGGUCGAUACUCACUUGGGCGUAACCUUUUCACGAACCUCGCCUCAAAGCCUCAGCCCAAACGUUCCCAGCAGUCCUUCCUCGCCCCAGAGAACCAAUUCUGCCUCUAAUGGUCGGCCUCUCAAACCCUCACUCAAGGGAUCGUCACGUUCAUCAUCUGUCCCUGAUACUAUGCCCUUGGUGCCUAUUCAUCAUUAUCGUGCUCGGUCUGCCCCCUCUACACCUGCUGAUUCUUAUCAUGAGCAUCCUUGCCACAAAAGCGUUCACUUUCCUAGCCACCAGCUCGAAACGGUUCGCGUGUUCAAUAAGUCUGCGAAACCCGCUUCCCUCCUUCGAUCUAUUCCCUCUUCCGAUGCGGAGACCGAAACCGAGACCGACGAUGGCUCUUCUCGUAUUGCAAGGACCCCACGAUUCCCAUUUCCAUUGGCUAUCCCCUCGUACUCCCUGUCUCCAUUGACCGACCCCGUGCCAAGCCCUACAGCCCCAAGAGAGCGGUCUAAUAUCAUACUAGAGUCCUUGACUCUCCCCCAAUCAACACUGGCGCUCAAAGGCACGCUUCUCGUGCGCAAUAUUUCAUACGAGAAGCUGGUCUACGUCAGGUUCACCCUUGACGAAUGGCAAACGACGUCUGAAGUAGCCGCUCGGUAUCAGACGUCUUUGCCUUCGUUACCCCAGGCUGUUUCGCCCGAGAGGAACCUUACUGUAGGUGAUGUCGCCGUAGGUGUUACUACUGGAGGACCUCAGGCUGGCACUUGGGACCGCUUCGAAUAUAUAAUCAAACUGGGAGACUACACUUCGAACCUUAUCAAUCGCACCAUCUUUCUGGUCGCUCGAUAUUCCGCACGUGGAGGUGAAUGGUGGGACAAUAACGCCGGGAAAAACUAUCGUGUGGCCUUCAUUCGGAGCCCUAACCACGCGUCACCUGCAAUGAUCAAGAAAGCCCGUGCCCAGGCUGUACCUCUGACAAAAGCUCCGUCUGAGAGCUCGGUUCCGUUCCCAACGAUUGCUCCUUCCUCUUUCCCCUCGAGACCCACCCUAUCACCACCAACUCUUUCGCCUCCUCCGCGACAUAACCGUGCGCAGUCGGAGGCGACGCUUCGGCAUUGUCUGAAAGGCUUCAGGCUGGCCAACUAUGCCAAAUACAACGCUGUCCCUCCGCUACUGAGUCCUAUCACAGACAAAGCGGAGGGCACUGGCAUGUUUUGGUUUGGGGGUUCCGAGUCCAAGCCACAGACGGGUACUGGUUCUCCGGCGCACUCCGAUGGGGAUAGUGAUGUCACGCCUGCUCUAUCGAGAGGCAGCAACUCCCCACCGGACUCGCCCAUUGAGGAAUGGGCGAAUCCAUUGGAAGCACCGCUGUAUGCCGAGCCAGCAAGUCUUCCAGUUCCCUCUGAUGCCAUGGUGCCUGAACCCAAAUUGGAAUCGCUGUCAUCACCACUUCUACCCGGUGUCUCUCUGAUUCCCCCUCCUACUCUGCGAUUGGGGAAAAAAUCAUCUACUACUCCCUCAUCCUCACCUGAGGACCUUUAUAAUACCCUUUUGAAGCAAUGGUGCUUUGCUUCAUCAUCACUGGAGAAGGGGCAGAAGGGAUGAUAUGCCAUCCAUGUUAUAUGACUGCCCUCAUAUGUCUUUUAUUCAUCUUUUCACUCUCCUUUGUAUGUGUUUUCCUCUCAUUUAUGUACCAACUUUUGUACUACCACUUACUCAUUCCUACUUAUGUACUUGUACUCCUCAUGUAUGUAUAGUAGUACUACACUCAGCUUGCUGUCAUGCAUGUACCUACCCUUAUCAUCGUCACAUGU
Molecule: messenger RNA, 2107 nt
Organism: Desarmillaria tabescens
Lineage: Eukaryota; Fungi; Basidiomycota; Agaricomycetes; Agaricales; Physalacriaceae
Product: putative phosphatase regulatory subunit-domain-containing protein
Exons: 2
Coding region: 99-1898 (599 amino acids)
Biological process (GO): regulation of glycogen biosynthetic process
Cellular component (GO): protein phosphatase type 1 complex
Molecular function (GO): protein phosphatase 1 binding; glycogen binding
Source: RefSeq, a predicted model, not a curated record